AUGCGGAGUGUAGGCUGGCUCAUUGCAGCCUCGCUUCUUACAGCAUGCAUCUUCCCGGGCGCUCAAGCACAGGGUCCAGCGCCCACUAGAACGAAUGGUACCGGGCCAUUGUCUCAAUUCAAAUCGAGACCUGACAUCUUUGCGCCUUUCCUUAAUAUUUCCCUAUUUGACGAGGAGGCGGUGGCUCCUGGAUAUAUCUUCCUUGCGCCAUACCAGACAUUUCAAGAGGCGAUCUACAUCUAUGACAACAGAGGAAAUCUGGUAUACUCUGGCUUCGGCUCGACUGGCGGCGGCCCGUCGCAUAACUUCCAUGUCUGUUCGAUCAACGGUACCGACAAUCUCUGCUUCAUCACCGGCGCCCAGAACGUCGGGUACGUCCGCGGGUAUGCGGCGGUCCUCGACGACACAUUCACCAGCAGGACAUCGAUACAUUCUCAGGGCGGAUUGGCGAAUUUUGAUGAACACGAAUACAAUGUCCUAGACGGCGGGAAGUCGGCCCUAUUCACCUUGUACAAUCCCGAACACUACGACUUGACAGAGUACAAUGUCACCUCUGGCCAAGGCUGGAUUCAAAACAACUUCUUCCAGCACAUUGAGCUGGGGACUAGCCAACUAUUGUUCGAAUGGUCGGCUAUCGACCACGUUCCGUUGGAAGAAUCCUUUGUCUUGCCCGACACGACCGAGGUCUCCGGCAAUGGGUUUACUUCGACCAGUCCGUGGGAUUACUUCCACAUUAACAGCGUAGACCAAAACGCCGAUGGCGACUACUUAGUCUCUGCGCGUCACACGUCCACCGUCUACAAGGUAUCUGGGCAAGACGGACAUAUAAUCUGGAGGCUGGGUGGAAAAGCUUCCGAUUUCAGUUUCGCCCCGGGUUUGAAUUUCAGUUUCCAGCAUGAUGCACGGUUCCGCGAGGAAAACAGGAGCACGACCAUUAUCUCGUUGUUUGACAACGCCUCGAAUGGAUUCAACCAGACUUCGCGCUACUCGGCAGGCAUGUAUCUGAAACUGGACCAUACAGCAAACUCGGUGUCGCUUAUUCAGGAGUUUGUUGCGCCGUAUCAAUUCAUCUCGGCAUCUCAAGGAAAUAUGCAGCUGCUCGGGUCAAACCAGGACUGGAGGACUUCGAAUGUCUUCCUGGGCUGGGGGUCGAACGCGUACAUUUCCGAGUAUGCUCCUGAUGGACAUAUGGUACAGCAGGGCCAUUUUGCCACAUCAGGGUCAAUGAACUAUCGGGCGUACAAGCAGAACUUCACAUCCAAUCCCACAGACGCUCCGGCCUUAUACACCUAUGCGCACAACACGAGUGCCCCGACAUUCUAUUGGGUGAGUUGGAAUGGCGCCACGCAAGUGGCUCAAUGGCGCCUCUACGCCAGCACAUCUCGCAAUGGACCGUGGACGGUAGUGAACACGGUUGACAAGUUAGGCUUUGAGACCAUGUUCACGGCGCCCCGAUAUCAUCAAUGGAGCAUGGUUGAAGGCCUAGACGCACAAGGAAACGCACUCAAGAAUAACACACGGCCGAUCAGGACGUUCGUGCCCAGUCCCCAGCUUGCGGCUGCAUGCGACAGCUCUCAGUGUCCCGUGGCUGUGGCCUACCACCCUCCCAGUUCUACGCAGACAGAGGCGUCGUCGGCCACCAGUUCCAGCGCGGCGGUGCAUGUCCACAAGCGAGACUUGACGGGCGAGGUCGGGUUUGCUGCCAUGGUGGGAAUGGGGGCAAUGAUGGUAUAG
Molecule: messenger RNA, 1734 nt
Organism: Capronia coronata CBS 617.96
Lineage: Eukaryota; Fungi; Ascomycota; Eurotiomycetes; Chaetothyriales; Herpotrichiellaceae
Exons: 3
Coding region: 1-1734 (577 amino acids)
Source: RefSeq, a predicted model, not a curated record